Molecule: messenger RNA, 3742 nt
Organism: Aspergillus candidus
Lineage: Eukaryota; Fungi; Ascomycota; Eurotiomycetes; Eurotiales; Aspergillaceae
Product: DDB1/RSE1 family protein
Exons: 5
Coding region: 276-3698 (1140 amino acids)
Biological process (GO): proteasome-mediated ubiquitin-dependent protein catabolic process; DNA repair
Cellular component (GO): nucleus; site of double-strand break
Molecular function (GO): nucleic acid binding; protein binding
Source: RefSeq, a predicted model, not a curated record
UCUCAAUCCUGCCAGCUCCAACUCCUCUCCACCCCACUUCUCCAGUCCUUUCUACGGACCACACUGAGAGCACGCCCUUACACAGAAAACCUCACAUACACACAUCAUCCCUAAAGUGUAUUGUAUUAGAAUAAUUCCCCCGACAGUGCCUCGCAACCAUUAUCGCUAGGCGGUCGGGAUCAGCUGUGGUCGCGCGAUCAUCCGAGCUGUGCCUCUAAUGCGGAGAGCGCUCGCACCGAAAACGCUCCUCGAGAAAUAGCACCCACCGACGCAACAUGUCCUAUGUCGUGCCAAUCCACCAAGCGAGCAGUAUUCGCCAUGCCCUGAAGCUGCAGUUUAUGAAACCCGAGGAGGAGAGCUUGAUCGUCGCAAAAGUCAACCGACUCGAAGUCUACGCCCUCACCCCAGACGGCCUAAGUCUCGCAGCAUCAUGUGCCCUCAACGCUCGGGUAACAAUGCUCGCACGACUGCCCGCGCCCGCCAACUCCCCAACAGACCACCUCUUCGUCGGCACAGACCGCUACACAUACUGCACGCUAGCAUGGGAUAGCUCGACAAACCAGAUCCGCACGCAACGGAGCUACGUCGACGUCUCGGACCCGGCAUCCCGCCAACCCCUAAUGGGAAAUCGGUGCCUGAUCGACCCCAGCGGACGGUUCAUGACGCUGGAGAUGUACGAGGGCCUGAUCGCCGUGAUACCAAUCGUGCAGCUACCGGGCAAAAGGAGGGGACGGGCGCCCGCGCUGCCGUCCGGCCCUGACGCGCCGCAGGUGGGCGAGCUGGGCGAGCUGACGACGGCGAGGAUAGAUGAGCUGUUCGUGCGGUCGUCGACCUUUCUGCAUGUGCAGUCGGGCGCGCCGAGGUUGGCGCUGCUGUAUGAGGAUAGUCAGAAGAAGGUGAGGUUGAGUGUUAGGGAGUUGCAGUAUACGGCUGCGACGAUGAGCUCGAGUGCCGAUGCGACGUUUGCGCACAUUGCGGAUUUUGCGCAGGAGUUGGAUUUGGGGGCUUCACAUUUGAUUCCGGUGCCUGCUCCGUUGGGUGGCUUCCUCAUUAUCGGCGAAACGUCUAUCAAGUACGUCGACGACGACAACAACGAGCUCAUCUCCCGGUCUCUAGCUGAGUCGACCGUCUUCGUGGCCUGGGAGCAAGUAGACGGCCAGCGAUGGCUGCUUGCCGAUGACUACGGGAGGCUGUUUUUCCUGGUGCUGAAGCUUGGCUCUGAAAGCCUAGUGGAAGAAUGGGACCUUCAUCAGCUGGGGAACACGUCUAGAGCGUCUACCCUGGUAUAUCUUGGCGGCGGGAUAGUCUUCGUGGGCUCGCACCAUGGCGAUUCUCAGGUCCUUCGAAUCGGGGACGGUUCUUUCGAGGUGGUGCAGACCCUGCAUAACAUUGCCCCUAUUCUGGAUUUCACUAUCAUGGAUCUUGGUAACCGCGCAAGCGAGAGCUAUACCCAUGAGUUCUCGUCAGGCCAAGCUCGGAUUGUCACAGGCUCGGGUGCGUUUGACGAUGGGACAUUGAGAAGCGUCCGUAGCGGUGUGGGUAUGGAGGAGCUGGGCGUCCUGGGCGACAUCGGGCACAUCACCGACCUGUUCGGAUUACAGGUGCAGGCCAAGGGAGACUAUCUGGAUACCCUCCUCGUCAGCUUUGUGGACGAAACCAGAGUAUUCUCCUUUAGCCCCGACGGCGAAGUUGAAGAGCUGGAACAACUCCUGGGGCUAAGUCUCUCGGAAUCUACGCUGCUCGCGGCCAACCUGCCCGGAGGACGGAUCCUCCAGGUGACCGAAAGAAGGGUCCUCAUCGCGGACGUCGAAAGCGGCAUGGUCACCAACGAAUGGACACCACCGGAUCAGAAGAUCGUCACUGCCGCCUCUGCCAACGAAUCAUCGGCCGUGCUCGUUGUCGACGGCGAACUGGUUACCGUUCUGGACAUCAAGAACGAAGCACAAGUCAUCGCGCAGAAGCACUUUGGCACAGACUGCCAGAUCUCCGGCGUGACGGUCCUAUCGUCCCCGGCAGAUGUCUGCAUAGUGGGAUUCCCACAGCUAGCCCAAGUUUCCGUCCUGAAACUCCAAGACCUCUCUGAGCUACACAAAACAUCACUCGGCCCAGCAGGCGAAGCCUUCCCGCGCUCCGUGCUCGUCGCGGACGUACUCGCAAACAGCCCGCCAACCCUCUUUGUCUCAAUGGCCGACGGCAGUGUCAUCACCUACUCGUUCAACCCACAAGAGUACACUCUCACAGGGAUGAACAAGCUGAUCCUCGGUUCAGAGCAACCAACCUUCAAAAGGCUCCCGCGAGGUGAUGGGCUCUACAAUGUGUUCGCGACCUGCGAGAACCCAAGCCUGAUCUACGGCUCCGAAGGCCGCGUGAUCUACUCCGCCGUGAACUCCGAGGGCGCCUCGCGGAUCUGCCACUUUAACUCCGAAGCAUACCCCGGUUCCAUCGCGAUGGCUACGGCGCAGGAACUGAAGAUCGCCUUAGUUGAUAAAGAGCGGACGACUCAGAUCCAGACUCUCCCUAUCGGCGCGACAGUCCGUAGGGUCGCGUACUCGCCGUCCGAGAAAGCCUUCGGAAUUGGUACUAUCGAGCGCAAGCUUAAGGACGGCGCGGAAGUCGUCACGAGCCGGUUUGUCCUCGCGGACGAGAUCCUCUUCCGGCGGCUAGACUAUUUCAGUUUGCGGCCGGAGGAGCUGGUCGAGAGUGUUAUCCGCGCGGAGUUCCCGGUUGGAAAGGACGAAAGCGGACGAGACGCUUUCAAGGAUCGGUUUAUUGUUGGGACGGCGUAUCUGGAUGAUGAUGGCGAUGAGGAGUCCAUCCGGGGACGCAUCCUCAUCUUCGAGGUUGACAAUGGAAGAAGACUUACGCAGGUUGGAGAGCUCCCUGUUAGAGGGGCGUGUCGGGCGCUGGCUAUGCUUGGUGAUAAGAUUGUAGCUGCGCUUGUGAAGACGGUCGUAAUCUACAAAGUCAUAAACGACCGACUCAGCGCAACCAAGAUCGAAAAACUCGCCAGCUACCGCACCUCGACCGCACCAGUUGACCUAACAGUAACAGGCAACGUAAUCGCCGUCUCGGACCUCAUGAAGAGUCUCUGUCUCGUGGAGUACAAAGAAGGCGAGGGCGGCCUCCCGGAUACCUUGACAGAAGUGGCACGGCACUUCCAGACCGUCUGGGCGACCGCUGUGUGCUGUAUCGCGGAGGAUACGUUCCUCGAGAGCGACGCCGAGGGGAACCUGAUUGUUCUCCGAAGGAAUCUUACAGGCGUUGAGGAGGACGAUAAGCGGAGACUGGAAGUUACGGGGGAGAUUUCAAUGGGCGAGAUGGUUAAUCGCAUUCGACCGGUUAAUGUGCAGCAGGCGGGGAAUGUGGUCAUCACGCCGAGGGCGUUUUUGGGGACCGUCGAAGGCUCAAUCUACCUCUUCGCGAUGAUCAGCCCCGAACACCAAGACUUCCUCAUGCGUCUGCAAGCCACAAUGGCGGCCCGCCUCACGUCCCUCGGCGACAUGCCGUUCAACGAAUACCGCGGAUUCCACACAAUGACGCGGGAAGCGAAGGAGCCCUACCGGUUUGUGGACGGGGAGCUGAUCGAGCGGUUUUUGACUUGCGAGGCAGCUUUGCAGGAGGAGAUUGUUAGCUCCGUGGGGGCGGGGGAUGUGGAUGAGGUGAAGGGGUUGAUUGAGGGGUUGAGAAGGUUGCAUUGAUUACGCCUUUGAGAUAUUCGGACUAGAGUCGUUUCUGUUGUUCU